Messenger RNA from Carya illinoinensis, 1854 nucleotides. Its product is annotated as cyclin-P3-1-like. The transcript is spliced from 2 exons. Gene Ontology annotation, molecular function: protein kinase binding. Gene Ontology annotation, biological process: regulation of cyclin-dependent protein serine/threonine kinase activity. Lineage: Eukaryota; Viridiplantae; Streptophyta; Magnoliopsida; Fagales; Juglandaceae. The coding region runs from base 140 to 745 and encodes 201 amino acids. The record is from RefSeq and is a predicted model, not a curated record.
AUUAUAUUAUCCCUCCUUCGACAAUACAGUUAUAAUCGAGCUGAUCAAUAUCAUUCUCUCCCGAAAAUUCUCAAUGAUCAGAUCGUGUAUAUAUAUACAUAUAUAGAGUACAGUUCAAGUUAGAUAAUUAUAAGGAACAAUGGCCUUUAAAAGCAAGGCUGUUGAUCAAUCAGAUGAAGAGAUUUACGCAUCUCUAGGACUAGAGGUGGAUGAAUAUGAAAAGGGUCCUUCAGGAAUUCCCCGAGUUAUUUUAGUUCUUUCUUCUAUUCUGCAGAGAAUCAUUAAUGAAAACGAGAAAUCAUUGAAGGUAUCAAAGAAGGCAAAGAAGGAUACAGUAACCAUCUUCCAUAGUUUGAGGGCACCAAACUUAAGCAUUCGACAGUAUAUUGAACGCAUUUUCAAGUACAGUAGCUGCAGCCCUUCUUGCUUUGUUGUUGCCUACAUAUACCUCGAAAGAUUCACUCAACGCACCGGCGCUUAUCUUACAACCCUCAAUGCUCACCGGCUUCUGAUCACAACAAUCAUGGUUGCUGCAAAGUUCAUGGAUCAUGACUGUUUUGACAAUGCCUACUUUGCCAAAGUGGGAGGAGUGAGCACAGCAGAAAUGAACAGGUUGGAGAUGAAGUUCUUGUUCACUAUAGAUUUCAGACUCCAUGUAACUACAGAAGACUUUCGGAAAUACUCUUUGCAGCUCCAAAAGGAAGGCCUUGGAGACUACCGAAUUGACCGCCCCAAGAUGAAAUGAAGUCUGGCCUAACAUUUAUGGAUAAGACCAAAUGUGCGCCCUGAUUUGCAGGUUCUGUUUGCCAAAGGGCAUAUCUUUAUAAAUAUUUCUGUAUUGUGUAUGUGUGCGUGUACACACACAUAUCCUUGCUGAUGUAGGAAGAAAUUAGCAAGAAAUUUGGCUCCUACAUGAGGUGAUAAAGCAUUUCGAAAAAAUAAAGAAGAUCAAAUAAUUGACACCGAAACAAAAAUGAAUAAAUUGAUGCCUAUGCUUAGGAUAAGAACAUGUUUCAUUUUACAUUUUUGUUUUCAAUGUCCUCGAAGAUUCAAAACCACUACUCGACUAGUGCUGCUACUCGAUGAAUAUUAGAUCCAAAAAUUUCUUCUUCUUCUUCCUUUUUUUUUUUGUUAGAGAAAGAGGACAGCACCCCAUCGUCUAUUCAAAAAUACUUCACUUAUAACGGAGAAAUACCUUAGAAGCAAUAAUGGAUCACCAACAUUACAAAAACCAAUAAACAAAGAAUCAAAUGACUACUCAAUAUUAACCAAGUCUCAAAUAAGGCGCCCCAAUGUUGUCCAGCUUGAUCCAUCCCUUCACUGCCUGUGGUAAUUCCUGCCAUAUGAACCAAGUCUUUGAGAUUCCUUCAAACCCAUUUUGGCUAAACCAUCCGCCACCGCAUUACUCUUCCUAAAAGAGUGGUUGAUCCAUGAUAUGAAAAAGCGCCUACAAGUAUUUUUAAUGAGAAACACUUCGGGCAGGAGACUCCGUUAAUUUGAGAUAAAUGGAAACCAGUCAACUCAUGACACGUAUGAGACUCUUCAAUAACCAAAUAGACUGUGUUGCAAGGGAAUAUUUACUCAUUUUUGUCCAGCGCCCCCCACCCCUAUCUCUCUCUCUCUCUCUCACACCGAAAACCCCUCUCAGUUGGUGUAUUCUGGAACUGAAGACCACUCUCUCUCUCAUACUGCACGCAAGCAUCACAAAUCAACAACAUCAAAGAUUAUUUUCAAGCCCCCAUUUUCGGUUUUCCAUUGGUGCGUAUUAUUUUUUCAUUAUUUUCCCUUUAUGAGUUUCAUGGGUUUUGAUUUUAUGGGAGAGAAAAAUGGGUUCAAAGCACAGAAAAACUCAGU